Molecule: messenger RNA, 2681 nt
Organism: Exaiptasia diaphana
Lineage: Eukaryota; Metazoa; Cnidaria; Anthozoa; Actiniaria; Aiptasiidae
Product: V-type proton ATPase subunit B
Exons: 16
Coding region: 4-1554 (516 amino acids)
Biological process (GO): proton transmembrane transport; ATP metabolic process
Cellular component (GO): proton-transporting V-type ATPase, V1 domain
Molecular function (GO): proton-transporting ATPase activity, rotational mechanism; ATP binding
Source: RefSeq, a predicted model, not a curated record
UCCAUGAUGUCAUGUGUACUUGUGCGCAAGCGCAGUACGUAUUCCUAUUCAGAAUUCAAGAUGGCGCCUGGAGAUUUGAUGGAUCUAUCGGCAGACRACGCUAAUAAGCAGCAUAUUGCAGCAGUUACCCGGAAUUACAUCUCACAACCUAGGAUAACAUACAAGACUGUGUCUGGUGUCAAUGGUCCUCUUGUCAUCUUGGACAAUGUUAAGUUUCCAAAGUAUGCAGAAAUUGUAACUUUGACGCUCAACGAUGGAUCAAAGAGAAGUGGGCAAGUGCUUGAAGUUAGCGGCUCCAAAGCAGUUGUACAAGUCUUUGAGGGUACUUCUGGUAUUGAUGCCAAGCAUACGACGUGUGAAUUCACAGGGGACAUUCUUAGGACUCCUGUUUCUGAAGACAUGUUAGGCCGUGUCUUCAAUGGGUCUGGAAAGGCCAUUGAUAAAGGACCCUCUGUUCUGGCUGAAGACUUCUUAGAUAUUCAAGGUCAACCUAUCAACCCCUGGUCAAGAAUUUAUCCAGAAGAAAUGAUCCAAACAGGAAUAUCAGCCAUUGAUACAAUGAAUAGCAUUGCCCGAGGACAGAAAAUCCCUAUUUUCUCUGCAGCGGGUCUACCACAUAAUGAGAUUGCUGCCCAGAUUUGUCGUCAAGCUGGCCUAGUCAAAUUCAAGAAGGGUGUAGUUGAUGAUCAUGAAGACAACUUUGCCAUUGUGUUUGCUGCUAUGGGAGCCAACAUGGAAACAGCUCGAUUUUUUAAACAAGAUUUUGAGGAGAAUGGCUCCAUGGAGAAUGUAUGUCUCUUCUUGAAUCUGGCAAAUGAUCCAACUAUUGAACGUAUCAUUACUCCUCGUCUUGCAUUAACAACUGCAGAAUUCUUAGCUUAUCAAUGUGAGAAGCAUGUCUUGGUUAUAUUGACAGAUAUGAGUUCAUAUGCAGAGGCUUUGCGUGAAGUUUCUGCUGCUCGGGAAGAGGUUCCUGGUCGCCGAGGAUUCCCUGGUUAUAUGUACACAGAUUUGGCAACAAUAUAUGAGCGUGCAGGGCGUGUUGAAGGACGCAAUGGCUCUAUCACUCAGAUYCCAAUUCUGACUAUGCCUAAUGAUGAUAUCACUCAUCCUAUUCCUGAUUUGACUGGAUAUAUUACAGAAGGCCAGGUUUACGUAGAUCGUCAACUUCACAAUAGACAAGUUUAUCCUCCMAUCAAUGUACUUCCAUCUUUAUCAAGAUUAAUGAAGUCUGCUAUUGGUGAGGGAAUGACAAGAAAGGAUCAUUCAGAUGUUUCUAAUCAAUUGUAUGCCAACUAUGCCAUUGGAAAGGAUGUACAAGCAAUGAAAGCAGUUGUAGGUGAAGAGGCUUUGACUUCUGAAGAUUUGUUGUACUUGGAGUUUUUGACAAAGUUUGAAAAGAACUUCAUAACACAAGGAACAUAUGAAAAUAGAACAGUAUUUGAAUCRUUGGACAUUGGUUGGUCUCUUCUUCGUAUCUUCCCAAAGGAAAUGUUGAAAAGGAUUCCACAAAGCACUUURGCUGAAUAUUAUCCAAGAGACUCUAGGCAUUAGAUAAAGUGAUAUGACAAUAAUCAGGAAUUACAGCAGAUUUUAUAGCAUAUGACAUGCAUACUUCAAGGGGGAAUAAUUGGAAAUGAUAUGUUUAGACAUCAAAAUUUAUUGAAAUUCAACCAAAUGCAAAGGUUGAUUCRUGAAUUUGAAACUUAACUAUGUUUUGGGGAAUUUCAAAGUGAAUCAGUUAUGAUUUUAAGGGUACAGUUUAAAUGUUUAAUCUGCUCAGCUUAGGCUACCCUGGUACUGUAGAAGAUAUACUAUGAAAUAUCAACCAAACUGCAUACACUAUGUACAUUAUCUUUUUGAUUGGUCUCAACAAAAUUGUAGACAAUGACAGUUGAUUCAGGCAGAGUGAUCACACUUAAACCGUGCAACUGUACAAACUAAAUAGUACUAUUUAGUUGCAUUUAGUAAAUCGUUAUGCAGUACACAAAUUAUAUUGAAUUGAUACGAAUGAAGCAUUCAAUACCGUCUUGCUUCAGGUCCACUUUUAGUAUGAAUUAGUACUACUUAAAUUUUGUACAAUUGCACAGUUUUAAGUGCAAUCACUCUAAUACAACAAUGUAGUGCUAACAGAUGGAAACACUAGACGCCAACAAAGUGACUUUACUAGSAACUAUAGACUACAGUGUUAUAGGCAACAGACAACAACAGAAGACAUGGAAGUGACUUCAGACUGACUCAGGGUAAUACCGUAUACAUUUAACAAUGAUGGACUUUGAAAAACUUAUGGACGUGAGAGUAAUCUACAUUGAAUACUAUGAAGUUCUCUUGUUGAACCAUAGCAAAGACUACAGAGGAAUAGGCUGUGCAGUGAUGUAAGAUUGAUUUAGAUUAAUCCAUAAUAAUUAUGCAGGUUUAAACUUGUUGAUGAGAUACURCUCUAAUUCAUAACAAACAUGCAUUUUUAAUCUGCUGAAAUGUACAAAAACAAAUGUAUUCUAUCUUUGACUUUAUUAAAUUUAUUCAUUGACGAAGAAAAACUGUUGAAUAUUAUAAGACCAUCCUUGGAUUAGAGUAAUAUCAGUUUUCUGUUGAACAGCGAAUAUCUAUAACACAUCAMYUUGUUACAUUUUAUUUAAUUUAGAAAUAUUUUAGUAAUAUUACUGCUUUUAACAGUUUAA